CCAAUAGAAUGUGUUUUUUUAUUUCAGGUCUCUGACACCCUGGCAAGUCAUAACUAUUGGCAUUGGGCUCUAUACUUCAUCGAGAAGGGGGACUAUGAAGCUGCUCUGCAGAUAUAUGAUUCUCAGGUGUUCAAACGUUGUAAAGCUUCAGGAUCCAUGUUGGACACUGUGGACUCCAGUUCAAUGCUCUAUAGACUGGAAAUGGAAGGUGUGUGCACAAAGGAUCGUUGGCAAGAGUUGUUUCAGGUAACACAGCCUCACAACGAUGACCAUGUGACCUUGUUCAAUGACCUCCAUUUCCUCAUGGUGUCGCUUGGAGCCAAAGAAAGUGGGACUUCUCACCGUCUGCUGGAGGGCCUCCAGGAGUUGGCUAAGGAACCAGGGGAAAAUGAGCAGCAUCAGCGAGCGGGACCAAUAGGAAUCCCCAUGUGUAAGGCUUUUAUUGAAUAUGACCAAGGAAACUACAGCAAUGCAGUGGAGCUCCUGUACCCUUUACGCUACAAAAUUGUAGACAUCGGCGGCAGCGAUGCUCAGAGAGAUGUCUUUAAUCAGCUACUUAUUCAGGCGGCAAUGAAGUCGGACAACAAGCAUCACCAGAAACUGGGGAGAUGUCUUCUGGUCGAGCGUGAUGCUGUGAGACCAAACUCCCCUCUGACUCAUCGUCUGAUGCAAAGUGCCCUCUCUCUCCAUGCCUAAGACUGCUGGGCAUCCGGAAUCCCCUAUGAAAAAAAAAUAAAGUGAAAAUUGACCAAAAA
Molecule: messenger RNA, 755 nt
Organism: Cynoglossus semilaevis (tongue sole)
Lineage: Eukaryota; Metazoa; Chordata; Actinopteri; Pleuronectiformes; Cynoglossidae
Product: tetratricopeptide repeat protein 38-like
Exons: 7
Coding region: 157-696 (179 amino acids)
Source: RefSeq, a predicted model, not a curated record